This is a messenger RNA of Protopolystoma xenopodis, 294 nucleotides long. Lineage: Eukaryota; Metazoa; Platyhelminthes; Monogenea; Polystomatidea; Polystomatidae. The record is from the annotation of a GenBank genome assembly.
GUUAACACGCCCGAGCGACACACUCUGCCAGAUUCGUGGGACAUGGUAUGCAGGCCAGGAGGCAAAGUGUUCAUCGGUACUCCUCAGAAGAGCAUGACUCUCGAUGCAAGGUCAACGGCCUCUUUUGGUUCAACCCCAAAGUGGCACGAAUUUGAGUGGACUGCCCGAAUUCUGCCAAGACGGGCCCUAUUCCAUCGUAUACCCAGAUCAGAUUUCAUUCCCGAAUCUGCCAUGCAACUAGGAACUGUUUCGUCAACAAUAUACAGAGUUUUCCUAUGGCGUCACAGAGACUAA